Molecule: messenger RNA, 2239 nt
Organism: Ceraceosorus bombacis
Lineage: Eukaryota; Fungi; Basidiomycota; Exobasidiomycetes; Ceraceosorales; Ceraceosoraceae
Source: the annotation of a GenBank genome assembly
AUGGGUUCCUCCGCCUCCAAGCCUCUGCCCGCUUCGGGCGAGAUGAGCGAGAAGAGCGCAGCAACGCAAUCCUUGGAGCGUCAGUUAGGACGAAGCGGUCGCGCAAGUGCUCGUCCAGACGCCUCGUUGAGCUUGCAUCACUCGACCGACAGAUCCUACAAGAUCCAAGCUUCUCGUCUUGCGCACACGCCAGCGACGACGCCGCAGCAAGAAAACGCUCGAGAUGCAGGCAAGGCCAGCAGCAACAUCAUCCCUACACUGCUGCAGUAUUGGUCCGACACGGCGCUCAAGACCACAUCGGCCAAGUUGGCUGCAAGGACGCUGCACAACGAACAGCUGGCGCUGGCUCUUAGAGACAGAAAGACGGAAAUCGAGAUGGGCAACCACGUAUUCAACGUCAAAGUGGAUCGUGAGUGGCGAAACGGAGUAGCAUGUAUCCGCACCUCUGCUUGGUGACUGACUCGGAGGGUUUUGUCUUCUCAUCGCCUUCUCAUCGCUCGUAGUGGAGGGCACGCCAGUGUGCAACCAAAAGUGAGUGCCUGCGAAGCAGGGAUGGAGAAAGUCACGCGUUUGGCAAGCCCAUCGCACGCGCCAUGCCUCAUCAUUCAGUCCCAUCCUGGCCCGCCCCACCGCACCGCACCGCAUCGCAUCAGGUCGUCUGGACGCUGCUGGCUAUUUGCUACGCUCAACCUGCUCCGCGUGCACGCCAUGAAAGAGUACGAUGUGCCCGCUUUGGAGCUUUCGCAGAGUUACCUGCACUUUUACGACAAGUUGGAAAAGGCCAACACGUUUGUGAGUCGGAUCGAACGAGCCGAGACGCGAUUUGCGUGCAAAGCUGAACAGCCUUGCUGCUGCUGUUGUUGUUGUUGCGUCUGUGCGUGCUCAGUUGGAGAACACGAUUGACCUUGCAUCCGAAGCGCUGGACAGUCGUCUGUACGGAUACCUCAAGGGCGACCCGGUCAACGAUGGAGGCCAAUGGGACAUGGUGGUGAAUCUUUUGCGCGUAUACGGUAUUGUGCCCCAGGUCAUCUUCCCAGAGUCCUUCAACAGCAGCAACAGCGACAAGAUCAAUUGGUUGGUCACUGUUCAGUUGCGGCAAUUCGCUCUCGAGCUGCGCAGUCUCAUCUCUCAGCUGCGAUCCCAAGAAGGUGGAGCGCACAGCCUGUCACUUGCGUCGGAACACAGCAUCGUCCAGCAAGUCAGGCUCACAAAGGAGAGGCAGAUGAAGAAGAUUUUCGAAAUACUGACGAUUGCGAAUGGAGCUGCACCUCCUAGUCCGGAGCAAGAGUUUACAUGGCAGUACUAUGACUCCAAGGGCAAAUAUCAGGAGAGACGUUUCACGCCCAAGAGCUUUCUGCAGAGCUUGAAGAAGAGAUUCGAUCUGGACAAUGCUUGCAGCUUGGUCAAUGAUCCGAGAGCAGAGGAGCAGAAGGUCAGCUUUGCAUGCUUUCUCAAGCGGUAUGCGGCAGCGCGAGCUGAUCUGUCCCAACUCCUUCACUACCUGCCUUUCCCUGACUCUUUGCAGCUCAUCACCAUCGAUAGACUGCAGAAUGUGUGGGGCGCGCGUCCUGUUAGCUACGUCAACACGAGCAGCCAAGUCAUGAAAGGUGAGUGGCGCAUCCAGCCAAGUACUUUUUGCCCAAUGCCACCCACUGCAGUUAAGCCCACUGAACACUGGUGCUCUUCUUACGAUCACAGAGAGCGUGGUCAAGUCCCUUCGCUCCAACCAAGCCGUGUUCUUUGGCUGCGAUGUUGGCCAAUUCUCGCAUACGGCGAGCGGUGUCAUGUGCCCCUCGCUGUAUCAGACGGGAGUGGAAGAGGCAUUCGAUAUUUCCCUCAACUUGAGCAAGGCGGAGAGGCUGCAAAUGGGAGAGAGCCUGAUGACGCACGCGAUGGUCAUCACUGGCGUCCAGGUCGAUUCAGAUGGCAAGCCGACGCGGUACAGGGUGGAGAACAGCUGGAGCGAGACGGCUGGUCAGAAAGGGUGAGUGUGCUUGUAUGCACUUUUCAUCAGAGCAGCCGAGUGGGCAAACUAAUGGCGAUCAUCCUGCCGUGCGCGCGCGCGCGCCCCCCCCUCAGAUACAUGAUCAUGUCUGAUGCGUGGUUCGACCAGUACGUCUUCCAAGUCGUCGUCCGCAAGCAGGACAUGCCGGCCGCCUUGUGGCAGCUCUUCGACGCGGGCGUCAAUGAGGAGACUAUCGUAUACCCGCCUUAUGAUCCUUUUGGAAGUCUCGCUUGA